GCAAAGCGACGAGCCGCAGCAGAAGUCAGACGGAGACGCGCGCCUCACAGCACCUUCGCCUGCUUUUUUCCUCCUCGGGACUAUUCCUCACACAAGUGUCUCUUCCUGGUGCUUUUCUAUUCUGAGAACUGGAUCGAGGAAUACAGAGACAGUGAAGAGCCUGUUAAAGGAUGUCAUUUCUUUCUCGAUAGACAUUGCGUGGUUCCGCACUGCGCACAAGCCGUAUUCGGAUUAUCAAACUCAGUUCGGAAGAAUUCCAUCGUCGCGAAGCGUUCUGGUAAAUGCAUUUUAGUUCGGUGUCCACCCAUUUUUUGACGCGUCUGGACCCCGAUGAGAGAUCCCACCAGUGGCUCAAGAUCGUUUUUACGCAGCCAAUCCCCGGAUCGCAACGUCGCCAGUGGUAGUCCUCGCCGAAAAGCAGUGGAAACCCCGUCCGCGUGCAGAGCCAAGUCUCCGUUAGAUCCGUCACGUCAGGCCAAACGGCUCCCCAUCAGGAUUGUAAAGAUGUUGACGGCGCACGGCGGCCACUUGCUCCACCCGGAGUACCUUCAACCCCUUCAGUCCGCGCCAGUCAGCAUCGAGCUGGAUGCCAAAAAGAGUCCAUUAGCUUUGCUGGCACAGACAUGCUCGCAAAUUGGCAAACCGGACCCUCCCUCCUCUUCCAAGCUGGCCUCCCUCUCCUCAGGCAGUUUGGGAGACAAAGAAGCCACAAGCCGAUCAUCCAAGCCUGGAGAGCAGCACCAGUCUUCGGAGGACAAGUCCAGCUUCAAACCUUACGCCAAGUCAUCAGGUGACUGCCGUAAAGAAGUUCAAGUGUCCAAGGGGUCUUCAGAUAAAACUUUCAGAGUGGCCAAUGGAAGCGCGAGCGGUGGCAGUGUUUCUUGUCCAUCUUUUCCACCUCAUUCCAAAUCACCAAGCUCCCCUCAGCUCCACACUCAGAGCCACCCUCCGAUACGAAGCCAUUCCCCGUCCACUCAACCGCUGCCACACUCACAGGCCUCACACACGGACAACAAAAGUGGCAGUUUGGAGCAGCCCAGCUCGGACAUCAACAACAGUGGAGACAAAAAAGACUCAGACACAGCGAAGUCAGUCAUGGAUGGGGCGCAGUUGGCCAACUCCAGCCACAUACGAGCCAGCGCCAACUCCAGUAAUGCCAGCUCUGCCAGUAGUCCGCGUCCUGAGAGCAAGGCCGACACACAGGUCUCUCAGGCUAACUUGGUCUCUGGCCACAUCGCACCUGUCUCCCCUUUUAAACCAGGACAUUCUGUUUUCCCUUUGCCUCCUGCUUCAAUGGGCUACCAUGGCUCCAUUGUGGGAGCCUAUGCAGGUUACCCCUCACAGUUUGUUCCUGGUUUGGACCCUACCAAGUCUAGUCUGGGGUUAGGACUUCCAAGUAAACACCCUAGUUCCAGUCCGCUCACCGGAGCCUCUCCUCCGUCCUUGAUUCAGGGUUUGUGUCGGGACCCUUAUUGUUUGGCCUACCCCAAUGCACCCCACUUGGGAGGAAGUAACUGUUCCACCUGUGUCCAUGACCCCUCAAGUCUCAAGUCUGGCUUCCCCCUGGUCUACCCUUCGCACCACCUGCACUCCUUGCACUCUAGCGCCUUGUCUUCCAGCACCACUCCGUCCCUCUCGCACCCCCUCUACACUUAUGGUUUCAUGCUCCCUAACGAACCAUUACCCCAUGCCUGUAACUGGGUGUCUGUCGGAGGCCCCUGUGACAAGAGAUUUGCCACUUCAGAGGAGCUCCUAGCCCACUUGCGUACCCACACAGCUCUGCCUGGGAUGGUGGACGGUAAACUCUUGUCAGCGUAUCCGUCAUCAAUUUCAUCAACAUCCUCCUGCCAUCUUCAUCUACCCCCACACAGCAGCCCAGGCUCCCUGUCCAGCUCCUUCUCUCUUCGAGGGUCCCCUGGCCUGGGCCUGGCCCGCUACCACCCCUAUAGCAAAUCCCACCUACCUGGAGCACCUGGGCUUCCCAUGCCAUCCAUACCCUCAUCUUCAGCUUACUACUCCCCGUAUGCUCUCUACAGUCAGAGAUUGGGCUCAGCCUCAGCCCUCGGAUACCAGUGAUAUCACAAAUAGCAGUGACAUUCACGGACUGCAGGCACCAGCUUGAACUCUCUGGAGCAAUCCCGAAGAGAGACUGAUCGGAGAGGAAUCUUCAGCAGUCAGGAUUCCUGAUGGUCAGCCUGUCGGGAAUACCAGCUGGCGCUCCAAAAGGGAAAAUAUCUGUGAGAGUUGGAUAGACUUAAAGCUAUUAAUGAUACCAAUAAACAAAGCUUGAAAACGCUGAAAUUAUUGAAAUUAAUUUUUUUUCAUCUGUCUUUAUUUUUUUAUUUUUUUUAAAUUUACAUCGUUUUUAUGUGUCACCGAAAACUGAAAUUAAGUAUUUAUUUUUCACACAAGCGCUUGCUUCAAAUCUGGGAGAUUUCCUUUUCCUGUCUAAAAUAAAGUGUUAAUUGAAAAUCAAGAAUGAUUUAAGUAUAUUACCGUAAUGACUAUUACACACUAAAAAAUAAAACUCUUGCACCAUGAUAAAGAUGGACUAUGAUGCUUUAUUCUGAAUUAUGUCUUUAGGUCUCCUAAGGUUUAUUUUUCUUCAUCUCUAGAGGCCUAUUCAGACUCUGGAUAUGUGCAUGUCAGUGAAAAUUAUUUUUAUUUGUAAAUAUGCAAAGAUGUAAUAUUUUUUCAAGCCCAUGCGUGGGGUAUUGAUUUGGGAUCACAAAUGGUACAGAGGUCAAAUCUGUUAAUAAUGACUGUAAUAUUCAACCAACUUGGGAAAGUCUUAUUUUCUUAAAUAAAUGAUACUUG
Messenger RNA from Phycodurus eques (leafy seadragon), 2817 nucleotides. It is a transcript of the gene znf703, whose product is annotated as zinc finger protein 703. Gene Ontology annotation, biological process: negative regulation of DNA-templated transcription. Lineage: Eukaryota; Metazoa; Chordata; Actinopteri; Syngnathiformes; Syngnathidae. The record is from RefSeq and is a predicted model, not a curated record. Bases 331 to 2076 code for a protein of 581 amino acids. Gene Ontology annotation, cellular component: nucleus. The transcript has 2 exons.